UUUGUAAGUAUGGAUUCUGUGCCAGCGUCUCGUGUAAUAAGUGAAGAUAACGGAUUAAAUCGUGAUGACGAUCAAAUUGGUAUUGAAAGAAUUAAAGUCCUUUUAACAGAAGAACAAGUGCAUAGUGAUACGGUUGCCAGACGCCGAAGGAAAUUCACUAAAAAAAGAAGUACAAGUUUAACACGUAGAGAACCCACACCGGUAAGAAAUUUGAAUGAUAAAUAUACAUCAGACGAAGAAUUAACCGAACAAAAACCGAAGUCUCCCGAAAGGCCGAGGAGACCUAGGAGAACAAAAAGCUCUGCUAGACGUAAUUUAAGCGAAACCGAUACACCUUCAAUAGAAGAAAGCAGUAAAAGUAAUAAUGUUAGUAGAAAUAACAGUUUUAGAAGUAAGCUCGAAACAUUCAAAGCUGCAAUACAAGAACCAAAAGAUAAACCGAUAAGGAAGAAAAGUUUGUCGGAUAUGGCACAAGAUGAAAUGGUAGCGAUUUUUAAUAAAACUAAAAAAAGUCUAACGAAUGCUGCUUUGAAAGGUAGAGAUAGAUUUCGUAAAGAUAAAGAUGUUGUUAAAAGAAGUCGGUCGGCACCAAAUAAAAUCGUAGAUAAGGAGAUUUCUGUAAUAUUGGAACAAAAUAUAGCCGAUGAUACUGUGGAGGCAGUGAAAAAUGGAAGUAUUAUUGAAGCAGAAAAACCAAGAAAAUAUUCUGACACUAGUCUUAAUACAGUUAUUCCAGACAAUGAAUUUACAAAACCUCUAAUAAAAAAUGCCAAAGUUUUGGAAUCUCAUUCUACCUCCGACUUAAAACAAAGGAAAAAAACAGCUUACUCUUCAAAAGUGGUAGAAAUAUUAGACCCGAAAACACAGAAUGUAGUUUCUAGGAAAACAAUUGUUAAGUUGCCCCAGAUAAGACUAAGAGAUGUUUUUAAAAUUUUCAAAUAUUAUUCCAUUAUAGACAUUAUCAAAGCUUUUAGACUGUAUAAGGUUGAAAUGCGGGUAGAAUACGUGAGAAUAAAGCUCUUAUGGAACAAGUGUAUGCUGGAGUUAUUCCUAAUUAUGAUGUUUUGUGGUACCGCUGGAUUAAUUUUCAAGUAUACAGAAGGUAGAUUUGAAAAUUAUUAUAAAUGUGGUGUCAAAAGAGUAAAAAGGGACUUCAUAGAUUUAUUAUGGAUCAAGAGUCACAACUUAAGGGAAGAUGAUUGGAAAUCAUUAUUUCGAAAUAAACUGAGAACUUUUGAAGAAGAGCUGCAUACAGCUCACGAGGCAGGUAUGAAAACAUACAGUGGGCAAAGAUCGUGGAGUUUCUUGAAUGGAGUAGUCUACGCCCUGACUAUUGUUACUACUAUUGGUUAUGGCCACAUAUACCCAUCAACUCCAACAGGUAGAGCCUUGACAAUAGUGUACGCAAUCGUUGGAAUACCAUUAUUCCUCAUAGCGCUAACGGACUUUGGAAAAUUAUUCACAAGAGGCAUAAAAUUUCUGUGGUCGUUCGUCCGAAGACUUUACUAUACAGGAAGCUGCAAAAGAGUUAGGAAAAGUGCGACUGCAUCGGAAAUCUUUCGAGGUGCCCAACUAAUGUAUGGUAUAGCUACAUUUCGUCGCUCAAGCGUCAAUCCCGACGAAAGUGCCGUAUAUAAUUAUCCUUCGUUGCCUGUAACUAGCAUUGGCAGUUUAGGAAACGAAGGUGCUUCACGUGAUGAACUAUCUGAUGAAACUCCAACCACACCUGAAUUAUCUACUUUCGAAAUAGACGAUGAGUUUAAUUUGCCAAUAUCUGUGGCUCUGUUCAUUUUGGUUGCUUAUAUGUUCAUAGGUGCACUUGUUUAUUGCGCUUGGGAGAGAUGGGAAUUUUUUACUUCAUUUUAUUUUGUGUUCAUAUCGUUAUCUACGAUAGGUUUUGGUGAUUUCAUUCCUGAACAUCCGAUUGUAUUAAUACUUUCAAUAGUUUAUUUAGUAUUUGGAUUAGCUUUAAUGUCAAUGUGCAUUAAUGUCGUGCAAGCUAAACUGAGUAAUACUUUCCAACAAGCUUCCAUCAAAUUGUCUAGUUCUAUGGGAUUCGAAGUUGCUGAAAGUGGACAAUCCCUUGACUUCGAUGCAGAAUCUGAAAUAGCUUCUGUGCACAAAAGCCUAGAGAAUGGAAAUACGGAGUAUGUUGAUAAAGCAAUUACAAAUAAAGAAAACAACAACGCCAUUCAUGAGAAGCAGGUUAAACUUGAAGAGGUGAAAGCAAGCUCAUGAUUGUUUGAAUGAAGAAAUAGAAAUGUGAUAUUUCCUCAAGUACCGUGAUUACAAUUUGUUCAAAUGUAAAUAGAAAUGUCUGUUCUCAAUAUAUAAUGUUAAAAAAUUAUAAUAGUCUGGAAAUGGAGUAUCAAUUUGUUUCGUACAAAGCUCAGUUUGUUUAAAGUGUAUAUUUGUUUUUAUUUUUUGUUCUGUGAUAUCUAUGGAAUUAGCUUUUACUUGGGUUGAGUUCGAUGGAAACCAAUAAAACUUGUGUAUACCGAUAAUUUACUCUCAGUUGCUUUGUAUUUACAGUAGAUUGAAAUUUAUGUAGUGAAAUGAACUGAGGUGUCAAUUAAUUGAGAAUCAAACCUUAUUUUGGCUAAAAUUUGUAUGUUAAGCUUUGACUAACGAACAAUCUUCACUUCAUCUGCCAGUUGGAUUUUUAUCGAUCUGAUCAAAUUUCAUUUGAUGAAGUUUCCAUUUCAAUUUUGAUCUUUGAGACAAAUACAAAAUUGAGAACCGUUUCUAGUAAAUUUGUUAUUGUUGUUUGAGAAAAAACGAAUCUUAGUGAUAUUUUUGUGAGUAGGUAAAUAUUGCUAUUGUAUAAAAUAUUUGGUUAUUAUAUGGUAGGUUUGUACAUAAAAUUUGAUAUUAAAAUAUCUACACUUA
Diorhabda sublineata is the source of this 2889-nucleotide messenger RNA. RefSeq names its product TWiK family of potassium channels protein 18. The record is from RefSeq and is a predicted model, not a curated record. NCBI's taxonomy places the organism in Eukaryota, Metazoa, Arthropoda, Insecta, Coleoptera, Chrysomelidae. Gene Ontology annotation, molecular function: potassium ion leak channel activity. Gene Ontology annotation, biological process: potassium ion transmembrane transport; stabilization of membrane potential. The coding region runs from base 10 to 2238 and encodes 742 amino acids. The transcript has 4 exons. Gene Ontology annotation, cellular component: membrane.